AUGUCGUAUCCAGGCCGCCCACCAAUGAUGCAAGGGCUUCCGAUGGCUUAUAUGCAAAUGGGAGCCCCUACGGCUCCAUUAAUGCCAGCCGUAAUGCCCAUACAACAUAUGGUACCUAUCCAAGUUUCUAGCGCACCUCAAAUUAGGGCUUUUCCAAAAUUAAAUCCCAACAGGGAUCAGCCAAAACAGGUACAGGGACCAGCUGUCACUGUAUUUGUCGGAAAUAUUACUGAAAAAGCUCCCGACGCUAUGAUAAGACAGAUAUUAGGUACAUGUGGUCCAGUGAUAAGUUGGAAAAAAGUAAAAGCUUUUGGUUUUUGUGAACUGGCAGGUCCUGAUGCUGGUUUGAGGGCAGUGAGGCUUUUGCAUGACCUGAUGAUAGGAGAUAAACGCCUAGUAGCUAAGGUUGAUGCUAAAACUAAAAUUGUUUUAGAUGAAUACAAAGCUGAGAGGAGGAAAAAACAAAAGGGUACGACUUCCCCGCUCCAGGAUGAACCCGAAGAGGAAGAACUUGACGAGGAGACCCAAAUCAUAGACGCGACCGCCUUGGAGCGAAUUAAGCAAAUAAUCAAAGACUAUGAGGAAGAGAUGAGCAAUUUCGAAGCGAAAAAAGAAGAGGAAGUAAUUGAAAAAUGGAAUAAAGUUUUAGCUGAAGCCGAGGUUGAGGAGGAAAAGAGAGACUUGAUAACGAGGGAAAUUGGAAAGUUCAGGGAAAUCAUGAAAAAACAAGAGGAAGAAAAAGAGGUGCGCAAGAAACGCGAAGAAAAAGAAAAGGACAAGUCGUCGCGAGACAGGGACAGAUCUCUAUCUCAUUCGCCCAGUCCUGCAAGAAAGAAGGACAAAGAGGAGAGGAAAAGGCGGCGAUCAAGGUCCAGGUCCCACGAAAAGAGCAGAGAGAGAGAUAGAGAUCGCGAUAGGGAGCGCGAAAAAGAACGCGAACGCGACAGGGAGCGCGAGCGCGAAAAGGAGAAAGAGCGCGAGAGGGAACGGGAGCAGCGGGAACGCGAACGAGACAGGGACAGAGAACGCGAUCGCGACAGGGAUCGCGAGCGGGAACGUGAACGGGACAAGGAACGGGAACGCGAUCAUCGCGACGAUCGCCGCAGCUCGAGAGAUCUCUUGAAGGAGAAAGAGAUGGAGGACGAAGCGAAAGAGAAGAAAAAAGCCGAACGGAGGGCUAGAGAAAAGGAGGCCGCCUAUCAGGAGAGAUUAAGGGCUUGGGAAACUAGAGAAAGGCGCAAAGCCAAAGAGUACGAGAAAGAACGGGAGAAGGAACGAUUGAAGGAGGAGGAAAGAGAACACGAUGCCAAACGGUUAAAAGAGUUCCUCGAAGAUUACGAUGACGAAAGGGACGAUAUUAAAUAUUACAAGGGAAGGGAGCUUCAAAAAAGGGUGGCGGAGCGUUUGAAAGAAGCCGAAAUGGACAAUAGAGAUCGAUUAAAAGAAAAGGAGGAAAUAGAAGAGUUAAAAAAUAGGAUAUUCUCCGGCGAACAUGAAGAUCCGAACGCGGAAUUCGAAAGGGCGAAGAGGGAGCGAGAAGAACAAUAUAAGCCAAAAUUGCUGAUCGACGUCAAUUUAGAACAUUGGAAACAAAAGGAACGCGAGAAAGAGCGGGAAAUGGAGAGGCAGAAGGCACGCGAACGGGAAAGAAUGCGGGAAUUGGACAGAGAACGGGAUAGGCAACGAAAACGGGAAGAACGCGAAAAGUAUAUAAUGGAACAAGCAGCUCAAGAACUAGCAGCUGUUGAAGCCGAACCGAUAGACAGCGAUAGUGAUAUAGAAGCUGAAAUCCAUUACAGUCCUGCCCCUCCAGAGCCUGAAAGCGCUUCCAUGGACAAUUCCAAUUCUGCUCAGUGGACGCAAGUUCAGGCGCCCGACGAAGACUCCAAACAUUCGUUCAUAUCAAAUCAUGACGACCACGUCGCUCCGCCCACCGGUACGGGAAUGAAAAUCACCCUGGCCAAACCUAUUACCUUACAAUCGCCCACUAGAGACUCGAAACGUAGAAAAUCCGAUCUCAGAGAGGUGUUUAAUCCGGACGAAGAUGAUAGUAAUACUCAGGUUAAGAAACGAAAAUUAGUACCGCUAGAUUAUAACGAAGAUAAGAAAUCGAAAAAGGAGAGUAAAGAGAACGGCGAGAAGAAAUUGGACGAAUCGAAAUCUCAGGAAGAGAAGCGGAAAAAUAUAAAAUCUCUAAUAGAAAAAAUACCGACGGAAAAGGACGCUUUAUUCACGUAUCACCUAGAUUGGAGUGCCAUCGACAACGUACUAAUGGAAAAAAAGAUCCGGCCCUGGAUCAAUAAGAAAAUCAUCGAAUACAUCGGCGAGCCCGAACCGACGCUUGUAGAUUUUAUUUGUUCAAAAGUAUUAGCCGGAUCGCAGCCACAAGUCAUCCUGGAAGAUGUACAAAUGGUGUUGGACGAAGAGGCCGAAGUAUUCGUUGUGAAAAUGUGGAGGUUAUUAAUUUACGAAGUCGAAGCGAAAAAAGAAGAGAAGCGGAAAAAUAUAAAAUCUCUAAUAGAAAAAAUACCGACGGAAAAGGACGCUUUAUUCACGUAUCACCUAGAUUGGAGUGCCAUCGACAACGUACUAAUGGAAAAAAAGAUCCGGCCCUGGAUCAAU
Molecule: messenger RNA, 2622 nt
Organism: Psylliodes chrysocephalus
Lineage: Eukaryota; Metazoa; Arthropoda; Insecta; Coleoptera; Chrysomelidae
Source: the annotation of a GenBank genome assembly